UUCAACUUAUCGAUUUUUCUCUCAUUUGUCUUUCUUUUGUAGAUUUUUCUCGCUAGAAAUGCUUCCAUCAAACCAGCAACAACCGCAACAGCAAAAUCUUAACGGAGAACAAUCGAGCUCAUCGAAUUUAUUUAAAAAUUGUUCAAAAUCUCCAAGUGCUUAUGAUUUAAAAAUUGCAAAGAAAAAACGUCAAAAUAAUAACAAAAAACCUGUUGGAAAUAAUAAAGAAGUUCAUAAGUCUUCAGCUCAAAUACCUGCAGGAAAUACUCUAAAUUCACCAAAAAAGGCGGCAAUCAGAGUUGGAUCUAAUUUCCAAAUUCUUUCACUUCCUGAACCUAAUGGAGAUAAAAAUUCUGAUAAUGAAAAUCCAACGGAUUUAUGUCUUUGGAAAAUGCAUCAAAUGAUUAAUGAUAGCCAAGUGGCUAAUUAUUGUAUUGAUGCUUAUACAAAUUUUGGAAUUGAACCUGACAGGGCCCUCUACAUUCUAUACAAAUCAGACUAUGAUUUUGAAAAAUCUCGAUUAGAAUUGCAUAACAAGCACAUUUUUACUAGAGACUUCAGCAACGAUGAUGCUUAUGCUUUUCGUAAUGCCUUUACUUAUUUUGGAAAGAAUUUUGCCAGAGUUCGUCAAAUUAUUCCUCAUAAAUCGCUUGGCUCACUUGUUGAGCAUUACUACAAAACUAAAAAGAAACAAAAUUAUAAAUGUGGCUAUAAAAGAUAUGUCGAUAUUGAGGCAAAUUGUUCUUUUUCAUCAUCAGAUGACGAUAAUACUGACAGUAAUUCUGAUACGGUGUUUGCUUCCAAAAAAGUUUCUCAAAAAGUGACGGAAGAAGUCUGUCAAGUUUGUAAAGAAGUAACAAACAAAAUAUAUUCAGUAACUGGAUUAAAAGUCUGCAAAACAUGUCAUCUCUAUUUUAGAGUCAACAAUCAACAUCGAGUCUUUCCACAACCGGCAGAAGAACCAAAACGUCAAAAACUUAAAUGUCCAUUAGACAUGCGUCAAAUUUGCGAUCAAUUUGUUGAUAUGGCAAAAUAUGUGAAUGUAGGUGAUGAUUCAAUGGAUGAAGAGAUUACUGUUUUGGAAGGGAAAACUGUUUGUGAAGUUAAAAUACAAGAAAUCGUAACAAACCAACAACUUUUAAAAGCUAAUACAAAACGUUUAAUUCAAAAUAUAGACCAACAAAAAAAUUUUGAAGGAUGUCAAAAAUAUUCUGUUGUGUCGGCAUUGGAAUUUUUGUCAAAAACACAAAAUUCAUUUAAUUUACAAAAGCAAAACAAAAAUGUAAAUAAUAAAUUGUUACCACCGGAGAAGGAAGCUAUUUUUCAUGCUUUAAUUCAAUUUGAUGCUGAUGAAAAUAUUGUUGCCCAAAUUAUACCAACAAAGACACCAGCAAUGAUUAAACAAUUUUAUUUGAAGUUUAAAGAUAUGAUUGAUGAGGAAAUUCAUAAAAGAAUUAUGGAAACAGACAAUUUUGAUUUUAAUGUACAGGGAUGUAGCAAUAAUUCAAGUAAUUCUAGUAAAGAUGAGCCAGAAGUGAUUGAAUUGGAUUAA
Meloidogyne enterolobii is the source of this 1552-nucleotide messenger RNA. Lineage: Eukaryota; Metazoa; Nematoda; Chromadorea; Rhabditida; Meloidogynidae. The record is from the annotation of a GenBank genome assembly.